This is a messenger RNA of Lingula anatina, 7789 nucleotides long. Its product is annotated as multiple PDZ domain protein. The record is from RefSeq and is a predicted model, not a curated record. Gene Ontology annotation, molecular function: protein binding. NCBI's taxonomy places the organism in Eukaryota, Metazoa, Brachiopoda, Lingulata, Lingulida, Lingulidae.
GUAGUCCAGAUUGCUGCAGGUACGAGGACACUCGGAAAACUUUUUUAAUUUCGAAGUUAAGCGGUGGUCAGACAACCAGGCCGUUGAGCCAGAGAGGAACAGAGUUGCCAUAUCUGCUGACCUUGCCUAGACAAUAUAUGAAUGGGGUUAUAUACCAGGCUGUGUUAACCCAACAAGAUGGCUCUCCAAGCAGACACUCAGCAUGCUUUAGAGCUUUUGCUCCAGAUUCAGGAGCAAAUAAAAGACACCGGAGACCCUUCCCUAGAAGAUGAGAUAGCCUCUAUCAUUUGUAUGCUAGACUCUCCAGUGUUCAGUCGUCUUCUCUCCAUACAGACCUCUCUACAAGAGUUGAAACAAGUUCAUGACACUCAGGGGUUGAGUGAAGAAGACUUUAACUUUUCUCCAUCUGGAGACUUAGUUAUCAGACCAGAGGUGGCAGAGAAGUAUGAGAAUCAAGCGACUCUGCCACUGAACCGAAAUGCUAGGCAGGAAGGUACUCCACCCCAAGAGCACCCAGCCCGACCGCUUACAGAAGAGGAUUUCAGGGAGGCCAUAGAAACUGCAGCACAAGGCAGACAGGUCAUAUAUGUCCAGCUGACCAAAGAGGAGGGGAAGAGUCUUGGGUUCAGCGUGGUUGGCUUGAAAAGUGAAAAUAGAGGAGAACUUGGGAUUUUUGUUAAAGAGAUCCAGCCAGGUGGAAUAGCUGCUCAAGAUGGUCAGCUCCAGGAAAGUGACCAGAUACUGGCCAUAGACAAGCAGCCCUUGGCAAACAACAUCUCCCACCAAAACGCCAUAAGCAUUUUACAAAAGGCAACAGGAUUGGUGGAACUUGUGUUAGCCAGGGGCCCCAUCCCAAGAUCUGACCACUCAGGACCACCGUCUGCUGACAAGACACCAACAACUCUUGGACCUGACUCCGACAUGGUGAUAAGCACAGAAUGGACUCAAAUCGAAGUAAUUGACCUUCUUAAUGAUGGUAGUGGCCUUGGGUUUGGCAUUAUUGGAGGCAAGAGCACUGGUGUGGUGGUGAAGACCAUUCUUCCUGGUGGAGUUGCUGACAAGAAUGGCCGACUGCACAGUGGAGACCACAUCCUCCAGAUUGGGGACGUUAACGUACGCGGCAUGGGUUCUGAGCAGGUGGCUGCAGUGUUGCGCCAAUCGGGGAGUCAUGUCCGCCUUGUUGUGGCCCGGGGUGUAACCGAGCCUCCCACAGCACAGAACCCACUAGCUCCCAUUGUCCCCACACAUGAACUGGAUGAGCACCUGCAGCAUCUGUAUGCCACGCUAUUGGAGGUGGAGAGUCAUGACCAGUUAAUAGACUAUGGCUUGAUGCAUGGACACAUUGAUCCCCUCACUGGGCAGCUGACCUCAGAGUAUAUUGAACAGGCUCAAGUACAUGAGGGUUAUGAAUACUUCAUUGAGCCUCCAAGGGAACCUGAGGUUGAGGAAGACCCAGAGGUGGAGUAUUUUGAGGUGGAACUUUCCAAAGGCUCCCAAGGUCUGGGGAUUACCAUAGCUGGUUAUGUGGGGGACAAGUCUGCAGAACUGUCUGGAAUCUUUGUGAAAAGUGUUGCUGAGGGAAGUGCUGCAGACGUUGAAGGCAGAAUAAGAGUAAAUGAUCAAAUCAUACAGGUGGAUGGCCAGUCCCUUGAAGGCUACUCCAACCACCAAGCAGUGGAGGUGCUCAGACACACAGGGCAGGUGGUGCGCCUCAAGCUGGCCAGGUACCAUAAGGGAGCCAAAUAUGAACAGUUACAGCAGUAUGCAGUACAACUUGCUGUGCUAGUCUACACUGGGGUGGAAGAGCAAGCCCACACUGCUGCUAAGGCUGCUGCUGCUGCUGCUCUGGCUGCUGGAGAGGCUCAGCAUGUGUCAUCAUCCCCCACCCCCUCCUCUCCACCCUCCAGGUCUCCCCCACCACCCCCACAUGACCAGUAUGAGGAGGAAAAUGAAACAUACAGGGCCGUCAAACAAGACGUUUCUGAAGAAGUGACCAAAGAUGUCGACAUCAAUGAUCUAAGCAUGUACUUAGAUGAAGAUUACAGCAUUCCAUUGUCAAAGGAAGUAGAGGAGGCCUUAAAAGCCACUUGGCAGCCCAUGGUUGGUGAUGAAUACGAAGUUGUGGUUGCCCAGUUGUCCAAGUUCCGUGAGGGAGGAGGCCUUGGUAUAAGUUUAGAGGGUACAGUGGAUGUAGAAAAUGGCCACGAGGUGCGUCCUCAUCAUUUUAUACGUUCCAUACUCCCAGAUGGACCAGUGGGGGCCAAUGGAAAACUGGAGAGUGGGGAUGAACUGCUGGAGGUAAAUGGCCGUAAGCUCCUGGGGUUGAGUCAUGUUGACGUGGUCAAGAUACUUAAAGAACUACCGCAACAUGUCCGCAUCAUCUGUGCGCGGCGGAAACAUUCACAGACAGACUUCAGCUAUGCACAAAAGCGCGACGAGUUCUUCCAGACACCACUUCCUCCUGCACCAUUUUCAGUGGGUCCCGUGCGUGGACCCGACCGCUUGGUUAAAGCCAAGUCAGAACAGACACUCAAUGUUACUGAAGUGCCGCAAUUAAAUAAAAAUAAAUCUCGUUCUCUAGAGCCCCUGACUGGCCUGGCUAUGUGGAGUAGUGAGCCAGUGGUAAUAGAGCUUGUUAAGGGGGACAGAGGUCUGGGCUUUAGUAUAUUGGACUACCAGGAUCCACUUAAUCCCUCAGAGACUGUGAUAGUGAUCCGCAGCCUGGUCCCCGGGGGAGUGGCACAAGUCGAUGGGAGACUGGUGCCCGGGGACCGCCUCAUGUUCGUUAAUGAGAUCAACCUAGAGAAUGCCACACUGGACCAAGCUGUGCAAGCCUUGAAAGGUGCUCCCAAGGGAGUAGUACAGAUAGGAGUGGCCAAACCCUUGCCUGUGCCUGACACCAGCCUCAGUAGCCAGCCAGAAAUGGUGAUGUCCAUGCCCACUUACACUGAAGCUGAAAUUGGAGCUAGUUAUGAGAGUGCUGUGUUUUCCUCCCAGCAUGUCGAGCCGCAUGCCAAUGCCUUAUACAUGCAUGAGUCCCCUCCCCCUCCACAAGAGCAUCGUCUUGAGGUGGAGUUUGUAGCCACACCCCCUGUCAAUCAUGAUGCAUUGAUUGACACUGUGCCACCCAGGGAUGACCCCUCAGCUCCUCUGGAAGAGCACCAGCUAACGGAAGAGAUUUUCCGGGAACUUGAAGCUAGACAUGAAAAGGAAGGCAGUGAUAGUAGCAGUGGUUCGUACAAAAAGGAACAACCACAAAAUCUGGACAACCAUGUGCAGGAGGAAUGGGAAGACCAACAGGUGGAAGAAGAAGAGAUAAUCAAAACAGAAAUAUUGAGGGACAGGAAAGUGGCAGAAGAGGAGAGAAGGGACUCCGUGUCCUCUACCAGCUCUGGCGAUAUUCCCAAGAUGCAAGAGUUCAUGGCAGCAGCCGCCAUGGCUGAUGUAUCUCAAGAUGAUGUAGAUGCUGGGAUGGAAGAAGAAGAAGAACUGAAAGAAGAAGUGCAGGAGGAGAUCAUUCAGCCACAGAAGAAGGCUGUAAAGAACCAAAUAGAUGCUGAGGGCUUCUUUUUGACUGAGGUCCCUGGUGAAGAAAAAAGGGAACCCUUACUUGAGAAAUCUAAACCUGAUGAGCCUGUAGUGGGUCAGGACGAACAAAUAAAAGUCAAGGUAUCAGAAAGAGGACCAACUUUUUAUGCUGGUCUUCAGACAGCUAGUACCCCUCCUAGCAUAGAAAGAACCACCCCUCAGUCCAAGCCCCAUGUAGUGGGGGAGACUAGAUCACCUAGUUUUUAUGCUGUAGUUCAGAAAGAGGUGGAGGAAGUUAGGAGGCAGACACCGGUGGUGGAAACUAAAACUCAGCUUAGCUUCAAAGACACAAAAGCUUAUACUACAGUGUCAGGGGACUUCUCACGACCCAAAAAGACACCACCUCCCGUCCCACCCAAGCCCAAGUGGCUGUAUUCACCUCGGACGUCGCAAACCUCGUUGGAGCAGGACAUGGGUUCUCCAGUACAUCCAGUGUCACCGCCACAAAUGACUGAGCAGACUUCCCAAAUCACAAGUGACCUUAGCAAGACCUCGUCGUCCCCUUCUUCCUCGGUGGGCUCCACCCCCCACAUGUCCCCAGUCUUGAGUGGGUGGAGGGCACAGCAUAGCCUAGCACACAUUCCACCCCUACCCUCCGCCCUGGAGAGGAAGGCCAAGAUUAACAAGGGCAAUGAGCAAUUAGGUUUGAAUGUGGAUGCAAUAGAUAAAGGAGUGAAUGGCUGCAUAGUGAAGAGCAUCAGCAGAAGUGGAGCGGUAGCCCGUGAGGGUAGCAUUCAAGUGGGAGACUACAUUGUUAUGGUCAACAAUGAAAACAUGCGCAAUAUUACUAAUGCUCAAGCCAGGGCUAUUCUCCGCAGGGCUGCCCUUGUGGGGACAGAAAUCAGCAUCGUAUAUAUCCCUGGCCAAGAUGCAGCGGUUCACAGAGAUUGCUAUAUGAUAGCUGAAAGGGAACAGAACACACAGGAGGACAUGCCCAUAGUCACAUCCCCAAGGAUUUUUCCUAAAUUCUAUCGCUCACAGUUUUCUACCAGCAGCAGCGAGUCCUCCCCUACCAAAGAUCCCAAGCCAGUGAUCAGGACACGGGAUGCUGACUUGAUGGUAACGCCCCCUCUUAGUCCACUAAGGAAGGAUGAGGCACAGAAAAUGAAUCAGGCCUGGGGACCCCCUCGCACUGUGUACUUAGAGAGACAGCCUGGACAGAGCUUGGGGAUAAGUAUAGUGGGAGGUAAAGUGGACCUGUUCCAUGUGUCCCCAGAGCACACCAUCACUGGGAUCUUCAUCAAGCAUGUCCUGGAGGGAAGUCCUGCUGGCAAGAGUGGACAGCUCAAGACUGGGGACAGGAUACUUGAGGUUGAUGGAGUAGAGUUAAAAGAUGCAACUCAUGACCAAGCAGUGGCUGCUAUAAGGAAUGCAAACUCUCCUGUAAAAUUUGUGAUUCAGAGCAUCAUGGAUAAAGCACCUCCUAGUGAUAGGGAGUCUAGCUCCCAGAACUCUACUGUGAUACCUGAUCGUAGCCCCUUGCCUCAUGCUGUGCGGAAACUCCACUUACAACAAGAACCUCAUAUGUCGCCAUUGGAUGAGUCUGUGUUGACAAUAGAGACACCUGGUGAGAGUACCACUGACCAACCACAUGAUUCCUCAGACAGUGAAUCUGAUGAUGAAUUUGGAUAUACCUACAAAAAGCUCCAGCGUAAAUAUGGUGACCUAAAUGGAGUUCUCCACCUGCUGGAGAUAGAGCGUGGCAGCAAUGGGCUCGGGCUGAGUCUGGCAGGAAACAAGGAUAGAAGCACAAUGAGCGUAUUUGUUGUGGGCAUUGAUAAAGAUGGGCUAGCCUUCCAAGAUGGCAGAAUCCGAAUUGGAGAUGAACUCCUGGAGGUCAAUGGCCAAGUACUGUAUGGAAGGAGCCAUUUGAAUGCCUCAGCCAUCAUAAAGGGCAUCACUCAUCCCAUCAUCAAGCUUGUAUUAUUAAGGAGAGAAGACUUCCUAGAACAUGUUGCUGUCAAGCCAUUAGACAAUGCAGUUUCCACAGAGGAUGUUAGCAUCAACUCUACCAGUCCCUCCUCUCCCUCCUCAAACCGUGAAGACACAAUAUCAUCCAGAACUGAGCAAGACUUCUCCACAUUUCCAGAUGUCACAACUGUCACAAUUGAUAAGGGUCCUGCACGCCUUGGUCUUGCUAUCAUGGAGGGCAGUGUGGAGGGUCAGCCUGGGAUAUAUAUCAAGUCCAUCACCCCAGGGAGUCCUGCUGAACAUGAAGGACAUUUGGCCGUCGGUGACCAAAUCUUAGCUGUAGAUGACCAGUCUCUGGUGGCUGUGUCUUAUGACAAAGCUAUUGAAUUUCUGCGCAGUGCCCAAGGUACAGUGAAACUGACAGUGAGUAAACCAGGCGAUUCCUCAUCCGAUACAGCAUCUAACAUUCCAGUAGAUGAAGACUCGCAGGCUGGACUAGAUGUGAGACAAAUUAAUGUUGAACCCGCCUCUCCCUUGGAAAGAGAGCAAUCUCAGGAUACCACCACCUCGGACACAGGGCCAGAAAUGGUGGACCCUCAAACGUGUCCUAUCAAGAUUGGUCAGGAGACCUGGCUUGAGAUUGAGAAAGGGAAGUCUGGACUAGGACUCAGCAUCGUAGGGGGAUCUGAUACAAUGAUUGGUGCCAUCAUCAUCCAUGAAGUCUAUGAAGAUGGAGCUGCAGCUAGAGAUGGAAGACUGACUGCAGGAGACCAGAUACUAGAGGUUUGUGGGCAAGAUUUACGUGAUGCCACUCACGACAAUGCUAUUCAAGUUUUGAGACAAACACCGCCUGUAGUGACCAUGUUGGUGUACAGAGACGAUGCUCAGCUCAGAGAGGAAGAUCUCUAUGAUAUCUUUACAAUAGAUCUGUUGAAGAAACCAGGCAGAGGACUUGGGAUAAGCAUAGUUGGGAAAAGGAAUGAUGUUGGAGUGUACAUAUCAGACAUUGUUAAAGGUGGAGUUGCUGAGGCAGAUGGCCGUCUUAUGCAGGGAGACCAGAUCCUUUCUGUAAAUGAUGAUAAUAUGAGAAAUGCAACCCAAGACCAUGCAGCAACUGUACUCAAGACAAUUAUGGGCAAAGUAACACUCACGAUUGGUCGAUUAAAAACUGGGUCAAGAGCUGGAUCAACAAUAGGUUCGCGAGCUUCUUCAAGACGCAGCUCUAGUGUAAUGGAUAAAUCACUAAAAAAAUCUAAUUCAUCUGCAAGCAGCAAAGGGAAAUCACGGCACUCCAGAACACCAAGCCAGAGUAGUCAAACCUUGAGCAACAUGCGUACAGUGGAACUUGAAAGAGAUGAACAGGGCUCCUUAGGCAUCAGCAUUGCAGGAGGCAUUGGAAGUCCAAUAGGAGACACGCCCGUUUUGAUAGCUAAUCUUCAACCAAAUGGGCCAGCGCAAAAGACAGGAAAACUCAAGGUUGGUGAUCAUAUCAUGAGUAUAAAUGGUCAACCCACAGAAGGUUUGACUCAUCAUGAAGCAGUCCAGCUUUUGAAACAAUUUCAAGGAACUAUCUCCUUGGUUGUCACUCAAGGUGAGGAUGUUGUAUUAGAAGUGAAUGGGCACAGCAAAGUGUAUGAACUGCCUAGCAACCAGCCAGAGCCAGAGGAAGAUAUGCCACAGGAAAUAUCUGGGCAGCAGCAAGUGAAGACCAUAUCUCUAGAGCGUGGGCCAGAUGGUCUGGGAUUUUCCAUCGUUGGAGGGCAUGGCAGUCCACAUGGAGACCUGCCAAUUUAUGUGAAAACUGUGUUUGCCAAAGGAGCAGCAGCAGAAGAUGGGAGGCUAAAACGUGGGGAUCAGAUACAAGCUGUCAAUGGAGAAAGUCUAGAAGGAGUUACUCAUGAGGAAGCAGUUGCUAUUUUAAAACGAGCUAAAGGAAAGAUUGAAUUGACUGUAUUAACGUAGGUCUACACUGAUCUUAAAGAUAUACAGCAGAUAAUUUCAAGCCAACAACAUUUUUCUGAAAAACGUAACAUGCAUAUUUUGUCAGCAUUUGUCAAGGUUAAAUGUUUUCUCCAAUCUUGUUGACAAUUAAAGUAUUAAAAUUUGAUCAAAAACAUUCACUGAAUAAAGAUUUCAGAUAAGUUUUACAAAAUUGAGUUACAACUAACUUCAUGCGGUUGUGCUCUGUAGACAAACAAAAAUCAGAUCAUGAAGAUUAUGUUUAAAAUAUUGCUAUAUCAUUUUCAAAAUAAAGAAAAUAUCGUAAAUAUUUAAUUAAAUUAGUAUUAUU